UACGACAGGUCAGGUAUGGCAAUUAUGACCAGUGGACAGUGAAACGUCGUAUGGAUUUAUCAAAAUGUGUAAAACCUAGAUAGACGGCUAGUAUUUUCACACAUCAAAAAAAGAAAAGACAUUUUCUUGUGGAAACAGCAGAUAUGCAGAGACAAUCUCCUGCCUUGGUGGUAUCCAAGGAGGAAGAUGUUGUGUCCCAUGGUUACGUCAUGUACGGCCUUCUGAAGCCAGGGAAGGACGGCAAGUGUGUAGAGUCUGCCGCAGCCAUGGUGAACGUCAUCCCUCGUAAACGAAUUUAUCGCAUGGGGACCUUAAACGAAUUAGACACUUUCCAAUCGGAGCUGAUGAAGCGUCCCCUGGUGAUCCAACCAGUCAUAGAUGCAGGAAGUGGGAUACAGAAGCUGAAUUGUUUUUUCCGUGUUCGUAAAGAAAAGUGGGUGAUGAUGUUGAACCAGAACCACCCAAAGAUCAUGGGCCGCAUUAUGAUGGGCAUCGACUCGGCCAAAAAGCUCAUGAAAAGAGGGGAGCCCUUCAUCCUGGAGUUUAUGUUGAGUAAUGUUGUGAGACGUCUGUACUACUCAUCCAUGGCAAACAAAGCUCCAAGCAAAUACCAGUAUAUUGACUGUCACCAUGGCGAUCUCAUCAUCAGAGGAGGUGGGGACUCCUUCCAUCAGGGAAUGAAGUGGGAGGUCAAGUCCCAGCACAUGCAGUUUGACUUUGAUGACCUCGAAGACUGUGAUUUAAUGGUGAGGACAUUGAAGGACGCAGCAUACGAACGACAGUCACCGCUUAUACAAGUCAUUCCAGAUCGAGAAUUGAGGCAGAUUUUGCCAGGUUGGACAUUUGAACAGGCAGAAGAGGAGGCGGAAGAGGAGGGAGAAGAAGAUCAGGAAUAUGCUUUUCAACUUGAAGGUAGUCAGAGUGCUUCUGUGUCCCAACAACCUGCUGCCCCUCAAAAGGGCCGCAUACGGGGACGUUCAAAUCGCGGUGGUGCCGCAGCAGCUUCACACUAUGAAGUCUCUGUAGAACUACAUGCGCCUGUUGAUGAACACGAGGAACCGCAGUGGAACGCUAAUGCUGCUACACAUCAACAUUACCAAAUGGACCGUAGGCAAUAUACUAACCUUAAUAAUGAAGGCACAGAGCAUGUGUACGAAGACACAAGAUCACGCUCUAGUGGUCCUAAUCAUUAUUACCAGGGCAGUGGUCGGUCGGGCUCGUCUGCUACCGACAGUGGGUAUGAAGGCGAGAAUGAUACUGGAGGAUUCGAAGAUAGAAAAUAUGGCCGCCUUUUACAGGCUAAAGGCCACAUUGAAGACAGAAAUGGUAGAGACUAUGCUGCCAAUGGACAGGUCAGAGGAUAUACGGAUAAUGGACAGCGUAAGGGUUACCCUGACAAUGUGCAAAGUAGUGGUUACCAAGACAACAGGCAAGACAUGGGGUACCCUGCGAACAGACAGGGCAGUGGUGUCCCUGACUACAGGCAGGGUAGUAGUAAAACGGACAGGGCAAAUGACAAGUACAACUAUGAUAACCCGGCCUUCAUGGCCAAUGAUAACUAUGGAAUUGUUGAACAGUCAGUAGAGCGGAACAAAGCGGUGGCAGCUCGUAUGCUUGGCAACCAUUCGCGGGGCCCGCCUGAUCACCGGUCCCGUACGGGAUACCUGCCUCCUUCUAAUAUGCCCACCAUUAGUCAGAGUAUUGAUACCCACGAAUCACUCAUGGGAGAGAGUGCCAUUUAGUGGCCUGCUAGGUGUGAAUCGAGAGUAUGUAAGAAAGUACGAUUUACAAUGACCAAAUUUUCAAAUGGAAAGCUAAUUUACUUUUUGAUAGUAAUUCUGAAAGAGAAUCAUGCUUUCCACAAAGAACUGUAUGUAAUCUGACGUAUAUCUGGAAAGUCCAAUGAAUUUUUUUUUAAUCAUUACAACUGUAAUGAAAUAUGUUUAAAGCCAGUAUAGUCAGGGAUCCGGAUUAGACAGGGCCCAGUUAAGCCAGGUUAUACUGUAAGGAAAAGGUACUACCGUAUUCGACCUAUUUAGUGCACUGUGUGCCUACAGAAACACGAUAGGGAUGUGCUUAAUAAACCGUGUACAGAGAAAAAAAUUCUUUUGUGAAAUCUGGGUGGAAAUGUUUUUUUAAACAAUUCAUUUACAUUAAUUUUUGUAGAAAAACAA
Messenger RNA from Pecten maximus, 2174 nucleotides. RefSeq lists its product as uncharacterized. NCBI's taxonomy places the organism in Eukaryota, Metazoa, Mollusca, Bivalvia, Pectinida, Pectinidae. The record is from RefSeq and is a predicted model, not a curated record. The coding region runs from base 144 to 1742 and encodes 532 amino acids. The transcript has 7 exons.